GGGCAGAACCGGCAAUCUGCAAAUUUGAGGAGACUCCACUCGACUCGGUUUGCGAGGGUUUCCUUUCCUAUCCUUCUCUCUAGUCUACCGCCGCCGCAAAUUGGUUCCGCCUCAACGACGGCGACCUCACCGCCGUCGCCGGCGACGGGUCACUACAGACAACCCCUCUUACUGCUGAAGUCUUGUCUCGUAGAGAGAGGCCGAGGCCGAGGCCGAGGCCUCGUGUGGUGCCGCCCUCUGGACUGGCGUGGAGUCACCUGGCACGAUCCCUUCCUUGUCUUGUCGGUUGUGGAAUUCUGCGUUGCGUGGUGCCAUACUGCAAUUCAAUCCAAUCGAAUCCAUGGUUGGGUUCGAUUCGUUUCUUUUUCUUCUUCUUCUUCUUCAGCGCGCAAGAGCGAUCUAGCCGAGGUGCGGGCGCAGUUUAUUUCCCAAAAGAUUUCGGGGUCCAAGUGAACCCCCAUGCCUCCCAUCAAGCCCGCCGCUGAUGGCGCCGCCGCGGAUUACAUCAAAUGGAUGUGCGGCGCCGGCGGCGCCAUGGCGAACCUCCAGCGCGGCGUUGGCUCCCUCGUCCGUGACAUUGGGGACCCCUGCCUCAACCCCUCUCCAGUUAAGGGAAGCAAAAUGCUCAAACCAGAAAAAUGGCACACAUGUUUUGACCGUGAUGGAAAGGUCAUAAGUUUCGGUAAAGCUCUUAAAUUCAUUGUCGUAGGGGGCGUGGAUCCCUCUAUUCGAGCAGAACUUUGGGAAUUUCUUCUUGGCUGCUAUGCCUUAAAUAGCACCUCGGAAUAUAGGGGAAAACUAAGAGCUGCUCGAAGGGAGAAAUAUCAUUAUUUAAUUAGACAAUGCCAAAGCAUGCACGCAAGCAUUGGUACAGGUGAGCUGGCCUACACUGUUGGAUCGAAGCUGAUGGAUGUCAGGACUUUUCCCAAAGAAACUGACAGUGGAGAAGAAGUCCACACAAGUCAGCAAGCUUCACAACAUGCACCUUGCAGUUUAGCAGAAAAUUCCAAUUUGAAUUAUGGGUCUGGUGGCACACACCAGUCUGAAAAAUGGAAAAACUGCAGUAAUUCAGCUCAACCAGUUGUUUUCAACGUACAUAACGGUAGCCCUGAUUAUGAGUCCAGUUUUAUGGUGCCUUCCACAGUGGUGAAUAAUUGCUCAAGACAUUCCGGAGAUUACAGUGGCCUUGGUGAACCAAGGUAUGACAGUGAGACCUUCACUGAUUUUCCUUCCCUACCUGGUACAAACUUGCUCUCAAAUGGUGGUGGGGAUAGCAAUGGAGUUGAGGAAAGCCAUUGUAGUUUCUCAGUACCUGAAGAUAGGUUAAGGCCCUGUGAUGAACGCAUGCACAGCUUCCAAAUCAAUAAUAACAUAGAUCUCAUUAUAGAGUCAAACUCAUUAUCCAAUGAUCUGUUUCGAGUGAGCAACAGUGACUCAGCCGUUUUUCACUCGGAUGCAUACAAGCAGGAUAGAUGGUUAGAUGAUAGUGGCUAUAGUAGGGAAAUUAUAGACUCAUUGAGGAUAUCUGAUGCACCAGAAGCAGAUUUAGUUGAUGGAACCAAAUCCAACAGUCUGAUUGCCGACAAAGAUAGAGUCUCUGAAUGGCUUUGGACACUGCAUCGAAUUGUGGUUGAUGUGGUGAGAACAGAUAGUCACCUUGAUUUCUAUGGAGAAUCAAAGAAUAUGGCCAGAAUGUCGGAUAUACUUGCAGUUUAUGCAUGGGUUGAUCCCUCCACUGGAUACUGUCAAGGUAUGAGUGAUCUGCUGUCACCUUUUGUUGUUAUAUAUGAGGAGGAUGCGGAUGCCUUUUGGUGCUUUGAGAUGCUACUGAGAAGGAUGCGUGAAAAUUUCCAGAUGGAGGGACCAACAGGAGUUAUGAAGCAGUUGCAAGCAUUGUGGAAGAUCAUGGAAUUGACAGAUGUAGAAUUGUUUGAACAUUUAUCGGCAAUUGGUGCUGAAAGCCUUCAUUUUGCUUUUCGGAUGCUGCUAGUGCUUUUUCGUCGAGAGCUAUCCUUUGAGGAAUCGUUGAUCAUGUGGGAGAUGAUGUGGGCUGCUGAUUUUGAUGAAGAUGCAAUCAGGCAUUUAGAAGCAAACUGUCUAGAACCGUUGCUAGUACAUCUGAGGAAUGAUUUAUCAUGUGAGGUUAAAGAAGUGCAUCAGGUGAACAGUUGCACAAGAAGAAAAUCUGAAAUCAGGAAGUUCCAUCGUAGAAAUGGUGAAAUCUGUGGAGGUUGCCACCCUGGAGCGAAAUCCAGUGCAAGAAAUCAUCUCUGUGGUUUGUCAGGUGCUACUAUAUGGGCAAGGCAUCAGCAGAUGCGGCAUCUGAGUGCCAAUGUGUUAGCAAGGAGUGGAGAUGACGAACUACAUAUAUUCUGUGUAGCAGCAAUCUUGAUUAUCAAUCGCCACAAGAUAAUUCGAGGGACUCGCUCAAUAGAUGACGCGAUCAAGAUGUUCAAUGAUAAUAUGCUGAAAAUCAAUGUAAAACGAUGCGUACGCUUGGCUAUCAAGCUGAGGAGGAAGUACUUGUACAAGUGUUCUACUUAUAUCUUGCAGUCAUUGAAAGGGGGCUUGAGUGAUGAAAAGGGAAGUUGAAGAGCUUCCAUUUCACUUGGACAAAAAGAUUAGCUAUUUCCCAAUUAUACAUUGAUGUGUAGGGGUGAUGGGGCGGUAUUUACCAGGAGUCUGGUGCAUCUCCGAGUUCUUCUGCUGUCACCCAGCAUUGCAAGGAAAUCUGUACAUACUAUUAUACUUGAACACAAAAGAUGGAGCUGCGGACUUGAAUAGAAAAGAAUCCCGCCGUGUUGCUGUAUUGCCGGUGCUGUCAUUGUUUUUGCUGUGCCCAUUCGGCAGGGGCCAUGCCCAUGGCGAUUAAUUGCGAUUAAUUGAUUGUAUUUAUCAAUCUUGAGGUAUUAAUUGAUUGUUGUGUCCUGUGCUUGGCUGGCAAACCUCACCACACGGAAGGGCAGAAAGAAAUAUUGACGUGUACAAAGUCUGAUCUGAGCAAUCAGUUCUUUGAAGCAGUAGUUAGUUCAAUUGUUGUACCGUUGUUACGGAUGGAGAAUUCAUAUUACCCAGCACGGAUGUGUACACUGUACCCCCAGCUCCCUUCCUAGCAAGUUUUCACCGAAAUGUACAAAAUACCGUACCCAGACUGGUUACCGGAGGAAUACUGGCCAAACUUUCCGGAGUUUUGGUUGAGAUAAGGUGUGGCCGUGAGAGCAGAUAUGGCUUCUCGAGAACUUAAUGGAGAACAACUUUCUUUGGUCU
Molecule: messenger RNA, 3267 nt
Organism: Phragmites australis (common reed)
Lineage: Eukaryota; Viridiplantae; Streptophyta; Magnoliopsida; Poales; Poaceae
Product: GTPase-activating protein GYP1-like
Exons: 12
Coding region: 460-2592 (710 amino acids)
Biological process (GO): activation of GTPase activity
Molecular function (GO): GTPase activator activity
Source: RefSeq, a predicted model, not a curated record